AAUUUAAAAGAUGAAAAUGUUAGCAAGACUUGUUCUGGGACUUGUCAUCUUUGAUGUUGCCGUGCCUGCCCCAACUCCAGAGCCCAUCAACUAUGACUCAGAAACCUAUGAUGCCACCUUGGAAGACCUGGAAACCUUAUACAAUUAUGAACACCUUCCUAUUGAUCAAGUAGAGAUUGAAAGAGUCACAGUGAUGCCAUCUGGGAACAAAGAGCUCCUUACUCCAGCCCCACAGCCAGGAGAGUUCCAGGAGGAGGAAGGAGAGGAGGAAUCCACCCCUAGGCUGAUUGAUGGCUCUUCCCCACAGGAGCCAGAGUUCACAGGGGUUCUGGGCCCCCAUACCAAUGAAGACUUUCCAACCUGCCUUCUGUGUACCUGUAUAAGCACCACAGUGUACUGUGAUGACCAUGAACUUGAUGCUAUUCCUCCACUGCCCAGGAAGACUGCCUAUUUCUAUUCUCGCUUUAACAGAAUUAAAAAGAUCAACAAAAAUGACUUUGCAAGCCUAAAUGAUUUAAAAAGGAUUGAUCUAACAUCAAAUUUAAUAUCUGAGAUUGAUGAAGAUGCAUUCCGAAAGCUGCCUCAACUGAGAGAACUUGUCCUGCGUGACAACAAAAUAAGGCAGCUCCCAGAACUGCCAACCACUUUGACAUUUAUUGAUAUUAGCAACAAUAGACUUGGAAGGAAAGGGAUCAAGCAAGAAGCAUUUAAAGAUAUGUAUGAACUCCACCAUCUCUACCUCACUGAUAACAACUUGGACCACAUUCCUCUACCACUCCCAGAAAACCUGCGAGCCCUUCAUCUCCAGAAUAAUAACAUUCUGGAGAUGCAUGAAGAUACCUUCUGCAAUGUUAAAAAUCUGACUUACAUCCGUAAGGCACUAGAGGACAUUCGGUUGGAUGGAAACCCUAUCAACCUGAGCAGAACUCCUCAGGCAUACAUGUGUCUACCUCGUUUGCCCAUCGGGAGCCUUGUGUGAUUUCAGAUAAUUAUGAUGCUCAUCACAACAAAAUAUUUUUUUCUGCUUUCUUCAGAAACAAAGCUCAGCAUGAAACUUUCAAAUUGCAUUCCAAAAGCUGAUAUGAUUACACAAAAUGCAACUCAAAGUGUUAAUAUAUGAUGAAAAUUUAGUAAUUUAAGAAAACAUCAGAUAAGGAAUAAACCUACAAACUAUUCAGAAAGAGCAAAACUAAAUGACAGAACCAAUUUUAUAGAUAUUCUUAAAAAUCAAUUAUAACUUGCAAGUGUUAGGAAUGCAUAUGUUAAUUCAAAAUUAAGUAUAU
Molecule: messenger RNA, 1283 nt
Organism: Marmota monax (woodchuck)
Lineage: Eukaryota; Metazoa; Chordata; Mammalia; Rodentia; Sciuridae
Gene: Epyc
Product: epiphycan
Exons: 6
Coding region: 11-979 (322 amino acids)
Molecular function (GO): protein binding
Source: RefSeq, a predicted model, not a curated record